GGGAAGGACAACACCCACUCCCAGCCUGACAACAAUAACCGAAAGGAGCCAAUAAUGCUUUUCUUUUCCUAGAUGAGGCGGGUAGUAUGUCUACUCUUUUUUAUAACAGAACUUCCUUCUCAAAGGGCCAUUCCAACUCCCUGCUUAUCAUAUUCUGAUGAUUUGGUAUUAGCAACCAACGUGACUCUCCCCAUUUAAAAAUCCUCAGGUUGCACACUAAAAAGAGAGAACCAGGAAUUCAAGUGGUCAUUUUGUCACAAGGGUGCCAUGGCUGUGGCUGAUGGGAAUCCCAUCCAAGAUCUCUGUGCAGAAGUGACGUGCCCCAUCUGCCUGGACUAUUUCAACAAGCCAGUGACCAUUGUGGAGUGUGGGCACAAUUUCUGCCAAGACUGCCUGACCCAGUGCUGGGAGGGCUUUCAGGGCUAUGCCACAUGCCCACAGUGUCGAAGGCUCUUCCAGCAAAAGAGCCUCAUGCCCAAUCGACAGCUAGCGAACUUUGUAGGGAUUGUCAAGAAGUUCAGAAUUCAGGAGGUCAAAAAACAGGAGAAAGCCUGUAAGAAACACCAGGAGCCCCUAAAACUCUUCUGUCGGGAUGAUGAAACCCCCAUCUGUGUGGUCUGUGACAGAUCCAAGGAGCAUCACUGCCACAUGGUGAUUCCUGUUGAGGAGGCUGCCCAGGAGUACAAGGAUCAAAUCUGCUGCUGCCUAAAGAAACUGAGGCAAGCAAGAGAGAAAAUGCUGAGGUAUAAGGCAAGUGCUGAAGAGGAAAAACGAGAUCUUCUUAUACACAACAAAAGCAGAACGGGAGAAAACUCGGGCUGAGUUCAAAAAACUUUGCCAGUUUCUGGAGGAACAAGAGAAACAUUGUGGUUCAGAUAGAGGAAGUGGGAAGGAGAUUGCAAUGAAAAUGGAG
Messenger RNA from Sceloporus undulatus (fence lizard), 913 nucleotides. Its product is annotated as zinc finger protein RFP-like. The record is from RefSeq and is a predicted model, not a curated record. The transcript has 3 exons. Gene Ontology annotation, molecular function: zinc ion binding. Lineage: Eukaryota; Metazoa; Chordata; Lepidosauria; Squamata; Phrynosomatidae. Bases 268 to 822 code for a protein of 184 amino acids.